Molecule: messenger RNA, 2277 nt
Organism: Acanthoscelides obtectus
Lineage: Eukaryota; Metazoa; Arthropoda; Insecta; Coleoptera; Chrysomelidae
Source: the annotation of a GenBank genome assembly
UACCUUUUGUAAGAAAAUAUCAUCUAAUCCCUUGAGUAAUAACCGGAGUUUUUCUUCAGGUACUACACAUAUUUUUGGUAUUGUCCGUUUUUACAAAUAUAUCACUUGCAAGUGAAGGAAGGGAAAAAAUAACCGCCAAUGGAAAUACGGAGAAAGAUGAUCGUGAUACAUUGGUAGCAUCUGAAUCAAAAGAUGGACAAAUUGAAAUUGUGAAAAGGAUAAAGGAGGUGAACGAGGACGGUUCGUAUACGAUAGGAUAUGAAGCUAAUGACGGAUCUUUCAAGAUAGAGAGCAGAGACCUAUUAGGAAGAAUUCGAGGCACGUACGGUUACAUCGAUGAAAACGGACGCGUGCGCAGAGUGACGUACGAUAGCGACAACAAACUUGCUGCUACUGCUAAUCUAACGAAGUCCGACGGAGAAGAGAAAAACGAUACUACUGACGCAACGGUUUCGAAUAAAAUAUCACCAGCUGUCGUAGUACAAAGGAUACCGAGAAAACUGAGACGCAACGAUACGAUCAGCAAUAGUACCAUAACUGCAAAUAGUACCACCACUAUAAGAAGACCAACGUAUAUAUUUUCAUCGACUGUCACAGCACCAACUAGCACCGCCAAUACGGUCGUACAGAGUAUACCCAGAAAAAGGACUGCUAGUGUGACUCCUAGAUCUACCACUGUCGAGCCAAAUUAUCAGCAGGUAGCAACUUAUUCUUCAUCUACUCCAACGGUGCUUCAAGGAGAUCAUCAACUGGCUCGGCCUCCCCAAAAUGAUCAGCAGCCGCAAGUCACUGUCAAGCCUGUUGCUCUUCCGCUAUCGGUCUCUACUAUAUCGACAAACGAUGAACAUGAUUCUAAUAUCUUGAGAAGGGAGAGAGGAGAACAUCAUACCAAUAGCUAUGACAUCAAAGAGCACGUGUAUCGGCUGCGACAGUCAUUCGGUCACGACGCUUCUGACGUAUACAGCGCCGGCUCUAUGACCACCGGAACUCCAAGACCUCCUCUCUUCACCACCACUAUCCGACCUGGCAUUCACGGUCUGGUUACGGAACAAUCAGCUAGGAUAAACUCCAGACAGGACAACCCAGUUUCUACGACGCUGAGACCCGUCAAGGUCUAUAGACCAGCUCAAUUAUUGCCGGCACACAACAACGUGGCUUACGCAUCGCAAAAUAACGACGAUCCAACUCCGUCGCAGUCGACUGCAACUCCGAUACCAGCGGCUGUAAAUAGAGAGCCUCUGGUAGCGGUAAGACAACCGGAUGGUAGAAACGCUGUUCUCAUACCACUCAGCCAUCUGCAGGCCGGAUACGUGCCGAUAUUGGGAAUGUAUCCGCAACACGAGAGGCAAUACGAAGGAAGCCCGAACAGACAACCUGCUGUUGUGGAGGUCGAACAACAACAGGCAGUAGUGAGAAGGCUGCAAGUCCCUGUAGCUCCCCCACUGCCCGUUCGGGUUGACCAGGAUGGACAUAUCAGAGAGGCUACUAGUAGGCAACCUCCUCCUCAAUACAUCACGCCGGUGGCACCAACAUUCAUAACUACCUCCAGGUACGAGUCGAUGCCGGUUGACGAGGACGUCGACAAUAUCCGCCCUCCGGUGAGUACAAGAGAUCUACAGCGACUCCUAGAACAGCUGAUACAAAGGCAGAGCCGCCUGGAAAGGAUUGUCACGCUUACUCGAAGAGCGCCGCCACCUCAACCUCACCAGUGGGAACAACACAGAUUCAAGCAAUAUAGAAUGCUGUAUCCGGCACCCCAAUUCAGCAAUAUCCAUAAGGAUCCGGUGACGGAUGCUUAUCAGCAGCCAGAGUACGUUCCAGAACUGGAUUCUGUUCGUCCGGUGAGACGUUUUGCUCGUCAAAAGCAAAUUUAUCCCAAGGAUAAAGAGAAUUUGAACCAGCAGUACCUGCCUUCCGAUGUCAGGGAGAUGCUUUUAUUGAAAAUGCUACAACUUGCCAUCAACCCAGCGCUGCCUCUCACGGAGGAGGACGUGCAGGAAAUUGAAGAGAAACGUAAAGGUGUAGGUGGAGCUAGAAAUGUAGAAAUUUUAGGGGAAGAAGAUCCAGAGGAUGAUAGGGUGAAGAUUGGGCAAAGAUUUACUAACUGAAUAUGAGGAAGAUCUGGAUUUAAAUGGAGGAUAUUUUACCAAAGAAUUAGUUUAUAAUUUAUUUAUUCAUGUUUAUGAUGAAAUUACUGAAGAAACCCAUUAUUACAAAAUAAAUUACAAUAUUUAUAAAAAAUGGGAUAAGAAACAAGAGCUGUAACCUGAAAAGUCC